AUGAUUUCACCUUCUCAUUCUGAUGUCUCAAGCUGUCCUUUAAAUGGGAUUCUCUAUGCACAGACUGGCGAUCUCAGCAAACUUCCUCUUCUCUGCCAUUAUCCUGUUAAGGCAGCAUACAUGAGCAAUGAUCCUGACUAUCUGAGUUGCAAGAAGAAGGAAUGCAAAAAGUAUCGGAAUGGUCGAUGCUUGGUGUCCACUUGUGGUGGUGCAUUAUCAUUUCAUGUUAUUAACAUCAGAACGGACAUUGAAUUUGUGUUGUUUUCUGGUGGAUUCGAGGCACCUUGCAUUUUGAAAAGGUCAAGCCCUGUGAGAUUUGCCACUCCAAAUAAGCCAUUAUAUGGACAUCUAUCGAGCAUAGAUUCGACGGGAACAUCGAUACGAUUAACAUGGGGUUCAGCUCUACCAAGUCCAGCCAAGGACUUCGGAUGGCAUGACCCAGGCUUCAUUCAUACAGCAGUAAUGACAGGACUUAAGCCUUUAUCUAAUUUCUCUUAUAGAUAUGGAAGUGAUUCAGUUGGUUGGAGCAAUGAAAUCCAAUUCCGGACUCCCCCAGCAGGAGGAUCUGAUGAACUCAAAUUUCUCGCAUUCGGUGAUAUGGGAAAGGCUCCUCGUGAUGGUUCGACGGAGCAUUACAUUCAGCCAGGAUCCCUCUCAGUAAUUCAAGCAAUGGCUGACGAAAUAAAUUCAGGGCAAGUAGAUUCUAUCUUCCACAUUGGAGACAUUAGCUACGCCACUGGAUUUUUAGUUGAAUGGGAUUUUUUCCUACACCAAAUAAGUCCUGUCGCUUCUCGAGUUUCUUACAUGACAGCUAUUGGAAACCAUGAGAGGGACUAUAUAGACACUGGAUCAGUUUACAUAACCCCAGAUUCAGGUGGAGAAUCUGGUGUUCCUUAUGAGACCUAUUUUCCGAUGCCAACCCCGGCAAAGGAUAAGCCAUGGUAUUCCAUAGAACAAGCAAGUGUUCACAUCACGGUGAUAUCUACAGAGCAUGACUGGUCCCAAAACUCUGAGCAGUAUCAAUGGAUGAGAAGGGACAUGGCUUCUGUUGAUCGAUCCAAAACUCCUUGGUUGAUUUUUAUGGGGCAUAGACCCAUGUAUACCUCCGCAGAUGGACUCUUCCCCAAUGGAUUACCAUUACUGCUUCAAAGCAAAGUUGAUUUGGUCCUAUUUGGUCAUGUCCAUAACUACGAGCGAACCUGCACGGUUUAUAAGAGUCAAUGCAAGGGAUUGCCUGUUAAAGAUGAAAAUGGGAUCGACACAUACGAUCAUAGCAACUACAGUGCCCCAGUGCAUGCAGUAAUUGGUAUGGCUGGCUUUACCUUGGACAAGUUUCCAACUGGUGUAAGUAAUAAUCGUUGGAGCUUAUCGAGGAUUUCUCAAUUUGGUUAUCUCAGAGGAUACGCCACAAAGAAGGAGAUGAAAUUAGAGUUCGUGAACGCAGAUACAAGAAAAGUUGAGGACAGGUUCCGCAUUACAAAAGCAAGCUCAUCUAAUUAG
Molecule: messenger RNA, 1500 nt
Organism: Prunus armeniaca (apricot)
Lineage: Eukaryota; Viridiplantae; Streptophyta; Magnoliopsida; Rosales; Rosaceae
Source: the annotation of a GenBank genome assembly